Messenger RNA from Serinus canaria (Common canary), 577 nucleotides. RefSeq names its product histone H2B 1/2/3/4/6. The transcript has a single exon. Bases 119 to 499 code for a protein of 126 amino acids. Gene Ontology annotation, cellular component: nucleosome. Gene Ontology annotation, molecular function: DNA binding; protein heterodimerization activity; structural constituent of chromatin. The record is from RefSeq and is a predicted model, not a curated record. NCBI's taxonomy places the organism in Eukaryota, Metazoa, Chordata, Aves, Passeriformes, Fringillidae.
GGCCAAUCGCGUUGUGCGGAGCUGAUGCCGGAUAUUUGCAUACGCGUCUGUAUAAAUAGCGGGCGCUGCGGCCAUUUUGUGUGCUGAGCUUCCUCCGGUUUAGGACAGUGCUGUCAAAAUGCCCGAGCCAGCCAAGUCCGCCCCCGCGCCCAAAAAGGGCUCCAAGAAGGCGGUGACCAAGACGCAGAAGAAGGGCGACAAGAAGCGCAAGAAGAGCCGCAAGGAGAGCUACUCCAUCUACGUGUACAAAGUGCUGAAGCAGGUGCACCCCGACACGGGCAUCUCGUCCAAGGCCAUGGGCAUCAUGAACUCCUUCGUCAACGACAUCUUCGAGCGCAUCGCGGGCGAGGCCUCCCGGCUGGCGCACUACAACAAGCGCUCCACCAUCACGUCGCGGGAGAUCCAGACGGCCGUGCGCCUGCUGCUGCCCGGCGAGCUGGCCAAGCACGCCGUCUCCGAGGGCACCAAGGCUGUCACCAAGUACACCAGCUCCAAGUAGGGCGCCUCGGACCGUCACUCUCAACCCAAAGGCUCUUUUAAGAGCCACCCACUUACUCCAUAAAAGAGCUUUAACACA